Molecule: messenger RNA, 1497 nt
Organism: Epinephelus fuscoguttatus (brown-marbled grouper)
Lineage: Eukaryota; Metazoa; Chordata; Actinopteri; Perciformes; Serranidae
Product: keratin, type I cytoskeletal 13-like
Exons: 8
Coding region: 78-1370 (430 amino acids)
Molecular function (GO): structural molecule activity
Source: RefSeq, a predicted model, not a curated record
UUAAAUAGGAGGGGAGAGUCCUGCAGCUCCUCACUCUCAUCUCUUUGUCGUCUCAGAGCAGAAAGGCAGCAUCCACUAUGGCCUCCUUCAACAAUCGCAGUUUCUCGGUACGGAGCUCCAGCGGCUCCCUGAGCAACUUCGGUGGUGGACUGGUAUCAGUCAGGAAGGCUGGCAGUGUGUAUGGAGGAGCAGGAAAUACAGGGGUCCGCAUCUCCUCUUCUUCCAUGGGUGGACAUGGCAGCAUGGGGGGAGGCUACUCCUCGUCAAGCAGCUACAGCGUGUCCGGCAUGGAUGACAGCAUCAUCGGCAACGAGAAGUUCACCAUGCAGAACCUCAACGACCGCCUGGCUUCCUACUUGGCCAAGGUGAAGGCGCUGGAGAAGGCCAACGCCGAGCUGGAGCUGAAGAUCAGGCAGUAUGUGGAAAGCAAGGUCGGUCCCAGCACCAGGGACUACACUGCCUUCUUCGCCACCAUCGCUGACAUCACUGCCAAGAUUCAGAGCGCCAUCAGAGUGAAUGGUGGGCUCCAUCUCAGCAUUGACAACGCCCGCCUGGCUGCAGACGACUUCAGACUCAAGUAUGAAAAUGAGCUGGCAAUGCGUCUGUCUGUGGAGGGCGACAUCGCUGGCUUGAGGAGAGUCCUGGAUGAACUGACCAUGGCGAAGAGCGACCUGGAGAUGCAGAUUGAGGGUCUGAAGGAGGAGCUGAUCUUCCUCAAGAAGAACCACGAGGAGGAGAUGCUGGCAUUAAGAAGUCAGAUGAGCGGUCAGAUCGACGUGACAGUAGACGCUGCUCCAGGACCAGACCUAAACAAGAUGAUGGCCGAGAUCAGAGAGUACUACGAGGGCAUCACUGCCAAGAACCAGAAAGAGCUUGAGCUCUGGUUCCAGGCCAAGACGGAGACUCUGAACAAAGAGGUGGUCGUUCAGAAGGAAACCCUGCAGACGUCCAAGUCAGAAGUCACAGAGAUCAGACGGACGCUGCAGUCGCUGGAGAUCGAGCUGCAGGCCCAGUUGGGCAUGAAAGCGUCACUGGAGGGAACUCUGGCUGAGACACAAAACCGUUAUGCCAUGCAGCUCGCUGGAUACCAGAUGCAGGUGAGCGCUCUGGAGGAGCAGCUGGUGCAGCUGAGGGCAGACCUGGAGAGACAAGCACAAGAGUACCAGAUGCUGCUGGACAUCAAGACCAGACUGGAGAUGGAGAUCGCCGAAUACAGGAGGCUGCUGGAUGGACAGGGCAGCAGCAGUGUCAGCUCCUCUUCAACGACCUCGACCACCAGGACCAGGCGCAUAGUGGAAGUGGUGGAGGAGGUUGUUGAUGGAAAGGUAGUCUCUACCUCCUCCACCACCACCUCCGUGGGCACCUCCUGAGCUUCUGACGCAGGUGACAGCCAGUCACCAUCAUCAUCAUCAUAGUCUCAUCACCAUUGUUCACUGAUGUUGAGAAUCUGAUGUCUAACAAUAAAACAAGAGCUCAAAUAAACUCUGUGCUUAUGUC